AUGUCGUCCUUUGGUAAAAGUUUCGUCGUAGUACUAACAUUAUUCUGUCUCUUUUCAACUCGAGCCAAUUGUCUACGAAAGGUAAGGCCAAUCGAUGAUGUCCAACCAGAGGAAACGUUAGCGGUUCACAACGAGAUUCGAGCCGCGGUCGGGGUGGCUCCAUUGGUUUGGAACAAAACCGUUGCCGCCUAUGCACAGCACUUCGCAAACAAACAAGCCAAAGCUGGAGUCUGCAUGUACAGCGACGUAAGACAUUCUGGUGGACCUUACGGCGAAAACAUAGCCGCGGGAUGGGUCCAACCGACAGACCAAAUGAGCGGUCCGAUCGCGACUAAGUUUUGGUCGACGGAGAAGCCUAAUUACGACCAUGACACCAACAAGUGCAAAGAUGUUUGCGGCCACUACACUCAGGUUGUGGCUAAUCAAUCGUCUAGUGUUGGUUGUGGCUCGUACAGGUGUCAUGAUAAUGAGUUAAUUUGGAUUGUUUGUGAUUAUUAUCCUAUGCCAGUGGGUGAUGCGGAUACGCGUCCAUAUUGA
Molecule: messenger RNA, 537 nt
Organism: Microthlaspi erraticum
Lineage: Eukaryota; Viridiplantae; Streptophyta; Magnoliopsida; Brassicales; Brassicaceae
Source: the annotation of a GenBank genome assembly